Molecule: messenger RNA, 3127 nt
Organism: Phycodurus eques (leafy seadragon)
Lineage: Eukaryota; Metazoa; Chordata; Actinopteri; Syngnathiformes; Syngnathidae
Gene: mutyh
Product: mutY DNA glycosylase
Exons: 15
Coding region: 117-1691 (524 amino acids)
Biological process (GO): mismatch repair; base-excision repair
Cellular component (GO): nucleus
Molecular function (GO): adenine/guanine mispair binding; oxidized purine DNA binding; 4 iron, 4 sulfur cluster binding
Source: RefSeq, a predicted model, not a curated record
GGGCGUUACUUUAAAAUAGCGCGAGUCGAAGUAAACAAUCCAAGUGUUCCUUCUAACAAAAACACCACACGUACGGGAGGAAUGAAAUAGUUGACAUAGUUUAAGUGUACCUUCGGAUGAGCGCUUUAAGUUUAACCAUGCGUAGGGUGAAGAAUGAAGCUCUCGAAAUGGUGGAAAACGUGAAGCCGAAGCGGAAAAGAACGCGUGCAAAAGACGAAGAACCGUCAGCUGUUGCUUCGGCCUCCACGUACCAUAAGUUCCGUAGGCCUGCCGAAGUUAGCCGCCUGCGGACUCAACUGCUCAGCUGGUACGACCUGGAAAAGAGAGAGCUGCCCUGGAGGACUCUGGCCCAAAUAGAGACUGAUGUCAACAUCAGAACUUAUGCAGUGUGGGUGUCAGAAAUCAUGCUGCAACAGACCCAAGUCGCCACAGUGAUAGACUACUACAAGAAAUGGUUGAAGCGUUGGCCCACAGUUUCGGAUCUUGCAGUUGCGACGCUAGAGGAGGUGAAUCAGAUGUGGGCGGGCCUUGGCUACUAUUCACGAGGGAAGCGUCUGCAUGAAGGUGCUCAAAAGGUGGUGUCGGAGCUCGGGGGACAGAUGCCCGACACGGUGGACGAGCUGCUGAGACAACUACCAGGAGUGGGCCGCUACACUGCCGCGGCCGUCGGCUCCAUCGCGCUGGGCCAUGUUACGGGAGCCGUGGACGGCAACGUGAUCCGGGUGCUGUGUCGCAUGAGGGCCAUCGGGGCCGACUGCACAAGUCCUGCAGUCACAGAGGCACUUUGGGCCCUGGCGAACACGCUGGUGGACCCUGAGCGACCUGGGGACUUCAACCAGGCCAUGAUGGAGCUCGGGGCCCGAGUCUGCACCCCGAAGGGGCCCCUGUGCCAGCAGUGUCCUGUACGCGCUCACUGCCACUCUUACCUCAAGGUUCAUGCCAGACAAGAGCAGAAUUCCAGGAAGCUGUUGGGGUCAAAGGACACGAAGCCUCCAGCACUUCCAGAUAUCGAAGACUGCAGUGCCAGUGGAAUAUGCCCGCUGUGUCCAAGCGAGCCUUGGGACGAGGAGCUGGGAGUUCAGAACUUCCCGAGAAAGCCGGCCAAGAAGCCCCCCAGGGUGCAGCGAACCGUGACGUGUGUGCUGACUCGACAUGGAGAAGAAGGCGAGGAGGAGUUCCUGCUCAUGCAAAGGCCAAAUAAAGGGUUGCUGGCGGGCUUGUGGGAGUUUCCCAGUCUUCUGUUGGAAAAGGAGGACGAUUCCGAAAAGAAACAGCAGGCGGCACUGUGUGCCCACCUCGACAAGAUCCUGGGACCGUUGACUGAAAACUCCCUUCACUAUGUGGGAGAAGUGCUUCACGUCUUUUCGCACAUCCAGCAGACGUACGUGGUCCACACUUUGCGUGUGGGAGGCGGCGGCGACGCGCGGCUGCGGACGGCAAACGUGCGGUGGGUCAGCAGGUCGGCGCUGCAGGAGGCCGCCGUGUCCACGGCGGUAAAAAAGAUUGCGAAGCUUUGUGACUCCGCGGGCCUUCAGAAGGAGCGGACCUCCCCGUAUGCGAAGAGGCAAAAGGACGACGGCAAGAAAAGACAACGCAGCACAAAGAAAGCCAAAGCCAAGGCGUCGAGUGGCAGCAACAAGCAACUGUCCCUCACGUCUUUCUUCAGGACCACCAAGCAGGAACCCUGCUGAGUAUUUUACAUGCUGUUUUUUGACGGACUGCGCGGUAUAGUUUACAUUUUUUUUUCUCUGAAUCGUGCGCCGAACAGUGAAGCCGGACGAGAGUCUUUUGAAAAUAGUGACAGGUAGGGUUGCGAAUAAGUGUCUGGUUAAUUUCCAGGGGAAGUUAAACUAGGGGGUUUCGGAGAUACAGCGGAACCCCGCAUACUUGCAGUUUGGCACCGGCACAUUCACUUAGCCGCUGAUUUGCUGUAUAGUUCACAUUUUUUUCCUUUUUUUUUUUUUUUUUUUUCUCUUUUUGUUUUAUCGCUGCUUAUUCAACAAUUUUUGGGAUUUAAAAAGAAAAAAAGACAAUUCUGUCCACUUUGAAAUCUGGUUGUUUUAGUCAGGAUUAUGCACGAAUAUGUUUCCCCCCCAACUAUAUUUAAGUUCUCUAUUGAAAAUCAACCUUCAGUUUUGUGAAUUUCUGGGUUUAUUUAGGUUAAUUCCCAUAAAUGUUUGUUUAUUCCCUUGGAAAGUUUCCAACUGUAAAAAUUCCACGAAUUUUGCAACCCUUUGUUAUAUUUAAAGUGUCCAUCUUUUAUAUCACAAUAUGAUAUUGUAUCACAAAUAAAGCGACUGAACACACGUUCAGCCCAAUUAACAGAAGUCUCUAAAAGAUGAUUCUGAACGAUUAUCAAGUGGUGCGCAGUGUUAAAAGCGAUCUUUAUUUCUCAGUCUGUUAAAAAAAAAAAAAACAUCGCUUAAACCAAUAAUUGGGUCUAGGAAUUGGGGAAAAAUGUUCCAAUUCAGUGCAGUUAUCGGUGUGUGUGUGUGUGUGUGUGUGUGUACCCUGUUGAAGCAAUCGUUGAUUUACUGGAAGAGAACCAUCACGAUAAGGAAGUAACUGAAUGGAAAAGAAAUUAACCAAAUUAACUUCAAGCUUACCAUUUGUUUUUGUUUUUUAAUUAACUGGCUACAAAAGCACUUUAUAUUUUCCUGUACUGGUUUUAACCAUAGAAUUUCGGUGCUGCGUUCAAUUUGAAAACAUGUUUUAAGGUGCUCGAAAACACAAAUGUCAGUAAAACAUACUUGAUAUUUGAUGCCGCUGUAUUCACACUGCAUUGUAAAUACAGCGGUACCUUGACCACCACUCGAGCGAAGUGGCAAAACAAAGACACUGUCGCGCCCUCGCAUGUGGGCAAGGAGAGCCACAGUUGCACUUUCCGCCCAUUUAUAGAACGCACAAAUGCAAAAUGAGAACACUCGCAAGGAGCUGCUGUAGGCCGAUGCUCACACUGACGUAACCGGCCGACCCGACUCCAGCUCCUGGCGUCGCGCGCUAGGCCACGCCCCCUUUAAGGCCCAGAUCCAACACACGGAUACUACAGUAUGUACAAUAGACUUUAUAUAAACAUUUUAUUUGUUAAUAUUCUCUUCUGUUUUUCUACAAUAAAGUGAUGUCUUUG